Molecule: messenger RNA, 4882 nt
Organism: Alexandromys fortis (reed vole)
Lineage: Eukaryota; Metazoa; Chordata; Mammalia; Rodentia; Cricetidae
Gene: Clip2
Product: CAP-Gly domain containing linker protein 2
Exons: 17
Coding region: 440-3559 (1039 amino acids)
Biological process (GO): cytoplasmic microtubule organization
Cellular component (GO): nucleus; cell cortex; microtubule plus-end
Molecular function (GO): microtubule plus-end binding
Source: RefSeq, a predicted model, not a curated record
GCCCCUUUUGUUCGCUCUCCGGCCGCUGAGCUCUCCUGGCGCUCGGCUCCUUUCGGCUGAGCUCGGCUCGCCUUGGCAGGGCUCCACGGAGCUCGGCUCUUCCCGGCUUGGCUCCCCUCGACUCGGCUCCUUCUGGCUCGGCUCGGCUCGACUCGGCUCCGCCUCGGGAGCGCAGGCAGAAGCCCGGCUUACUGGAUCCGCCCCUCCCUCUGUCUUCUGGUCGUAGAUCGUGUGCGAGGCCCGGACUCGGAGCGCGGAGACCGGCUUAGGAUAGCGGCGUGCGGGGAAGGGCGCAGCAUCCUCGUUUCCAGGACGGUCGGACCGAGAGGAGGCCAAGGGGUGUAGGGUCCUUGUCGCUGCUGGAGCUCCAAGGUGACCAAGGAUGGCAGGGAGGAUGUGACCGUCAUCUGCCUUUGUCUGCCCUCCUAGUGGCCCCACCAUGCAGAAGCCCAGUGGCCUGAAGCCCCCUGGUCGAGGGGGCAAGCACUCCAGUCCCGUGGGCAGACCAUCCAUAGGGUCAGCUUCAUCCUCUGUGGUGGCACCAGCCAGUGGCUCCAAGGAAGGGUCUCCCCUGCACAAGCAGGCGUCGGGCCCCUCCUCGGCCGGAGCCACCACCACUGUCUCUGAGAAGCCAGGUCCAAAGGCAGCUGAAGUGGGUGAUGACUUCCUGGGGGACUUUGUGGUGGGCGAAAGGGUGUGGGUGAAUGGCGUGAAGCCAGGUGUGGUGCAGUACCUCGGUGAGACACAGUUUGCGCCAGGCCAGUGGGCCGGCGUGGUCCUGGACGACCCAGUGGGCAAGAAUGACGGAGCGGUGGGUGGCGUGCGCUACUUCGAGUGCCCGGCUCUGCAGGGCAUCUUCACGCGGCCCUCCAAGCUGACCCGCCAGCCCACAGCUGAGGGCUCUGGCAGUGACGCCCACUCAGUGGAAUCCCUCACUGCCCAGAACCUGUCCUUGCAUUCUGGCACCGCCACACCCCCACUCACCAGCCGAGUCAUCCCCCUGCGGGAGAGUGUCCUUAACAGCUCCGUGAAGACAGGCAAUGAGUCUGGUUCCAACCUCUCUGACAGCGGUUCUGUGAAGCGUGGUGACAAGGACCUCCACCUGGGAGACCGUGUGCUGGUCGGUGGGACGAAGACUGGCGUGGUACGGUAUGUUGGGGAGACGGACUUUGCGAAAGGCGAGUGGUGUGGCGUGGAGCUGGAUGAGCCCCUUGGGAAGAACGACGGGGCCGUGGCAGGCACCAGGUAUUUCCAGUGCCCACCCAAGUUCGGUCUCUUUGCACCCAUCCACAAGGUCAUCCGAAUUGGCUUCCCAUCCACCAGUCCAGCCAAGGCCAAGAAGACCAAACGGAUGGCUAUGGGCGUCUCGGCCUUGACCCACAGUCCCAGCAGCUCCUCCAUCAGCUCUGUCAGCUCCGUGGCCUCCUCAGUUGGCGGCCGGCCCAGCCGGAGUGGCCUGCUCACAGAGACCUCGUCACGCUACGCCCGGAAGAUCUCAGGCACGACAGCCCUGCAGGAAGCGCUGAAGGAGAAGCAGCAGCACAUUGAGCAGCUGCUGGCUGAGCGUGAUUUGGAGAGGGCCGAAGUAGCCAAGGCCACCAGCCAUAUCUGUGAGGUGGAGAAGGAGAUCGCCCUGCUGAAGGCACAGCAUGAGCAGUAUGUUGCAGAAGCCGAGGAGAAGCUGCAGCGGGCACGGUUGCUGGUGGAGAAUGUGAGGAAAGAGAAAGUGGACCUGUCCAAUCAGCUGGAGGAGGAGAGGAGGAAGGUGGAGGACCUGCAGUUCCGGGUGGAAGAAGAAUCCAUCACCAAAGGAGACCUAGAGACCCAGACCCAGCUGGAGCACGCGCGCAUUGGGGAGUUGGAGCAGAGCCUGCUAUUGGAGAAGGCGCAGGCCGAGCGGCUGCUCAGAGAAUUAGCGGAUAACAGGCUCACCACAGUGGCCGAGAAGUCUCGGGUGCUGCAGUUAGAAGAGGAGCUGAGCCUGCGGCGCGGUGAAAUCGAAGAGCUGCAGCAGUGUCUCCUGCAGUCGGGCCCACCACCCCAGGACCACCCUGAGGCCGCCGAGACCCUGCGGCUGCGAGAGCGACUGCUAUCGGCUAGCAAGGAGCACCAGCGAGACAGCACCCUGCUCCAGGACAAGUACGAGAAGAUGCUGAAGACUUACCAGGCUGAGGUGGACAAGCUCCGGGCAGCCAACGAGAAGUACGCACAGGAGGUGGCAGACCUCAAGGCCAAGGUUCAGCAGGCCACCAGCGAGAACAUGGGACUCAUGGACAACUGGAAAUCCAAGCUGGACUCCCUGGCCUCUGAUCACCAGAAGUCCCUGGAGGACCUGAAAGCCACACUGAACUCUGGCCCCGGCGCUCAGCAGAAGGAGAUCGGGGAGCUGAAGGCGCUGGUGGAGGGCAUCAAGAUGGAACACCAGCUGGAGUUAGGCAACCUGCAAGCCAAGCACGACUUGGAGACAGCCAUGCUCGGGAAGGAGAAGGAGGCCCUGCGGCAGAAACUGCAGGAGGCUCAGGAGGAGUUGGCGGGGCUGCAGCAGCACUGGAGGGCGCAACUGGAGGAGCAGGCCAGCCAGCACCGGCUGGAGCUCCAGGAGGUGCAGGACCAGUGCCGCGAUGCCCAGCUGCGCGCCCAGGAGCUGGAGGGGCUGGACCUGGAGUUCCGUGGCCAGAAUCGGGUCAUCGAGUUCCUCAAAGAACAGAUCUCCCUGGCUGAGAAGAAGAUAGUGGAUUACGAUACGCUGCAGAGGGAGGGAGAGCGGCUGCGGGAAAAGCUUCUGGUGGCUGAGAAUAAACUCCAAGCCCUCGAGUCCCUGUGCUCUGCCCAGCACAGCCAUGUGAUCGAGCCCAAUGACCUUUCCGAGGAGAAGAUUCGCUUGAAAGAGACUGUGGAGGGCCUGCAGGACAAACUGAACAAGAGGGACAAAGAGGUGGCAGCCUUGACAUCCCAGAUGGACAUGCUCAGGGCCCAAGUAAGUGCCCUGGAGAACAAGUGCAAAUCAGGAGAGAAAAAGAUGGACUCUGUCCUGAAGGAGAAGAGGCGUCUGGAGGCAGAGCUGGAAGCCGUGUCUCGAAAGACCCAUGAUGCCUCGGGCCAGCUGGUCCACAUUAGCCAAGAGUUGCUGCGGAAGGAGCGGAGUCUGAAUGAGCUAAGGGUGUUGCUGUUAGAAGCCAAUCGCCACUCCCCAGGGCCCGAGAGAGACCUGAGCCGCGAGGUGCACAAGGCAGAAUGGCGGAUAAAGGAACAAAAACUGAAGGAUGACAUCCGGAGCCUGCGUGAAAAGCUGACUGGGCUGGAUAAGGAGAAGUCCCUGUCAGAGCAGAGACGCUACUCCCUCAUUGACCCAGCAUCAGCGCCCGAGCUACUGCGACUGCAGCACCAGUUGGUGAGCACGGAGGAUGCCCUGCGGGACGCACUGGACCAGGCCCAACAGGUGGAGAGGCUGGUGGAGGCUCUGAGGGGCUCAGACAGGACUCCGACCAUCAGCAAUUCCGGUUCUGCCAACGGUAUCCACCAGCCAGACAAGGCCCACAAACAGGAGGACAAACACUGACCCAGGGACGCCAUGAACCGGCCCCAUUCCCACCAGAGCCCUGCCGGGCUUCCCACCUGCAGCUCCACCUCCAGGCAGGAGCCAGAACUGUCUCUUUGGAGAUGAGACUGUGUUUGUAUUGUCCUCACCGCUGUGGACAGUUCCCACCUGAACCCCCUGCCGGACCAGGAGGCUCCCACAGACACGGCCUUCCACAGAGCGCGGUACAGCUGGGCCUGGCCCCAGACAACCUCUCUUGUCCCAAGGCGCUUCUGGACUUUGCAGAGGCUGAAGCGAUCCAGUUAGGCCUCUCUUGGCUACAGCAGGCUGCUUUGAGUCUUGUCUGGGCACCUGGGUACUCGCCUGCCUCCCUUCCCUUCUGGUGUCCCCAGGUACCUUGCAGGCCUCUGAGGAGUGGUGCAGGGCCCCUGCUUGGACACCUACACACUGAGAAGGGCUUCAGUCUUCAGAAACUAGGAAGGGCAUUCUUGACUCAUUUACACAUUGGUACAAGGUCUCUUGGGCCUCUUUAGCCAGGGAAGGUUUGGGGAUCGACAGGCUCCUCCCUCCUCAACACCAGGCUAGUAUGCAUACUACCCCCACCUGCUGCCCAGAAAGCACUGAGCAGACAGCUACAGUAUUAGGUGAGCACGCAGAUGUUCUUCCUCCCCUCCUGACCUUGAGCCAGGCCUGGCUUGGGGCUUGGAGUCAAGCUAGAACAGGUACAAAACUCUUUAAACAAAGCAUUCGCAUGGCGUUUUAUUGGGGGGGGGGCGGGGAGAGAAACCGAUCUGGGAACCCCUGCCAUGUUACUCCAAAGACCCCAGCAACCCUCAGAGGGUCCGGUUCCUGUCUUCCCAGGGUGGGACCACAGUGGGUGACCGCUAUGGUAAGUUAGAAGGAUGGACCAGCAGGUGGCGCUCACGCUCACCUGUCGGGAGGAGUCGAAUUAGCAUCUCCACCCUCCUUUAUGCUUUGGGUAGCACUCGCCUUUAACAACAAGCAGCCUAGAGCCUAGAAUUGACGCUUUAGUGGCCUAACUGCAGAGCCAAAUAUUGCUCUCUUCCGCACAAUCGGGCAGCUCACGGAUUAGGAACUAAUAGCCAAAGGCUCCCACAGUAGGGACCAAAAGGGGCUGAGCCCCACCCCGGAGUGGGCUUGCACCUGGGAGGUGUGCAAGAAGCCAUUUCCUCACAAGCACUGGCCUUUGAAGGCCCCCUCAGCCUACCCGGUGUGACCACACGACUGUGGCUCAGCCGUCCCCUCCCUCCCCCUCCCCCAGUGGAAUUGUGGAAGUGUGGCAGUCCGUGUUCGGACAAUAAAGCUUGUGUCUGAGGUACAGGA